Molecule: messenger RNA, 7227 nt
Organism: Bombina bombina (fire-bellied toad)
Lineage: Eukaryota; Metazoa; Chordata; Amphibia; Anura; Bombinatoridae
Product: oocyte zinc finger protein XlCOF6-like
Exons: 5
Coding region: 864-2711 (615 amino acids)
Biological process (GO): regulation of transcription by RNA polymerase II
Molecular function (GO): DNA-binding transcription factor activity; RNA polymerase II cis-regulatory region sequence-specific DNA binding
Source: RefSeq, a predicted model, not a curated record
GGGCACAAGAGACUCCAAAUAAACAGUAGAGAUAGGGAAAGAGGAAACAGUAGAUGUAGCUAGGCGGGGCAGAGGAAUGAGUAGGAACCGAGAUAGAAUAGAUAGUCAGAAAUGCACCAGUCCUAGGAAAAGCCCCAGCAGCAGAGGAAACUGCAGGGACAGACAUAGAGACAGCUGGGGAAGUCACUGAAACAGGGAUAGAGGGGGCACAGACCACCACCUCGUCACCAGUUGUUGAUACUGCUGUCCUCUUCUUCCUUGCAGGUAAUUUUUCUUCUUCAUCGAACCUCCUUGGAGCCUUCGCAGAACGCCUGGAUCUCCCCAUGAUGACACCUGCAAGACAAGAAACAGACACGGCCAGAGCACUGAGAGAUAUCAGGUAAUGAUGUAACUGGAGUGAAUAAGGGAACCUUCUUCCUGAGCACAGACAUUGGAGCCUGUUAUCAGCAUGAACUCAUAUGUGUUAGACAAACACAUCAAUAGUUCAUAUUCAUCCUUCACUACAGGAAGCAUCAGAAUGAUACCGCAAACUCCAAAAGUUCUUAGACAUCAAUGACUAUUCACAAACAUUGGGGACAUAACAGCAGAUAUUUAAAGAAGAUGGUGAAUUGGAAGGAACUGGGCAGCAAUCAUUAUGUACAGAGAGUAAUUUAGUCAUCAAACAAGUGGAAAACAUUAAUGCCUUAUCUAGUGAAAUUAUAAUCCCAGAAGAUAAACCACACACAUGUACUGAGUGUGGUAAAUGUUUUACACAAAUUAAUCAUCUAAAAAUUCAUAAAAAGUUUCACACAGGAGAAAAGCCGUUCACAUGUACAGAGUGUGGAAAAAGUUUUACACUAAAGAGUCAUCUGAAAACUCAUACAAUGAGUCACACAGGAGAAAAGCCUUUCACAUGUACAGAGUGUGGAAAAAGUUUUACACAUAUAGGUAGUCUAAAAAAUCAUGAAAGGAGUCACACGGGAGAAAAGCUUUUCACUUGUACAGAGUGUGGAAAAGGUUUCACACGAAUGGAUCAUCUGAAAACUCAUGAAAGAAGUCACACAGGGGAAAAGCUUUUCACAUGUACAGAGUGUGGAAAAAGUUUUACAGCAAAGAGUGAACUGAAAAGGCAUGAAAGGAUUCACACAGGGGAAAAGCCGUUCACAUGUACAGAGUGUGGAAAAGGUUUUACAGAAAAGAGUGACCUGAAAAGGCAUGAAAGGAUUCACACAGGGGAAAAGCAGUUCACAUGUACAGAGUGUGAUAACAGUUUUAUAACAAAGAGUCAUCUGAAAAUUCAUGAAAGGAGUCACACAGGAGAAAAUCCUUUCACAUGUACAGAGUGUGGAAAAUGUUUUACACAUAUGAGUAAUCUGAAAACUCAUGAAAGGAUUCACACAGGGGAAAAGCCGUUCACAUGUACAGAGUGUGGAAAAUGUUUUACACGAAUAGAUCAUCUGAAAAUUCAUGAAAGGAUUCACACAGGGGAAAAGCCGUUCACAUGUACAGAGUGUGGAAAAUGUUUUAAACGAAUAGAUCAACUGAAAAUUCAUGAAAGGAUUCACACAGGGGAAAAGCCUUUCACAUGUACAGAGUGUGGGAAAAGUUUUAUACAUAAGAAUCAUCUGAAUAGACAUGAAAGAAUUCACACAGGAGAAAAGCCUUUCACAUGUACAGAGUGUGGAAAAAGUUUUAUAGAAAAGGGUGAACUGAAAAUGCAUGAAAGGAGUCACACAGGGGAAAAGCCGUUCACAUGUACAGAGUGUGGGAAAAGUUUUAUACAUAAGAGUCAUCUGAAUAGACAUGAAAGGAGUCACACAGGGGAAAAGACUUUCACAUGUACAGAGUGUGGUAACAGUUUUAUAAAAAAGAGUCAUCUGAAAAGUCAUGAAAGGAUUCACUCUGGAGAAAAGCCUUUCACAUGUACAAAGUGUGGAAAAAGUUUUACAGCAAAGAGUGAACUGAAAAGGCAUGAAAGGAUUCACACAGGGGAAAAGCCGUUCACAUGUAUAGAGUGUGAUAACAGUUUUAUAACAAAGAGUCAUCUGAAAAUUCAUGAAAGGAGUCACACAGGAGAAAAUCCUUUCACAUGUACAGAGUGUGGAAAAUGUUUUACACAUAUGAGUAAUCUGAAAACUCAUGAAAGGAUUCACACAGGGGAAAAGCCGUUCACAUGUACAGAUUGUGGAAAAUGUUUUACAAGAAUAGAUCAUCUGAAAAUUCAUGAAAGGAUUCACACAGGGGAAAAGCCGUUCACAUGUACAGAGUGUGGAAAAUGUUUUACACGAAUAGAUCAACUGAAAAUUCAUGAAAGGAUUCACACAGGGGAAAAGCCGUUCACAUGUACAGAGUGUGGAAAAAGUUUUACAAAAAAGAGUGAACUGAAAAUGCAUGAAAGGAUUCGCACAGGGGAAAAUCCGUUCACAUGUACAGAGUGUGGAAAAAGUUUUAUACAUAAGAGUGAUCUGAAUAGACAUGAAAUGAUUCACACAGGAGAAAAGCCUUUCACAUGUACAGAGUGUGGAAAAAGUUUUAUAGGAAAGGGUGAACUGAAAAUGCAUGAAAGGAUUCACACAGGGGAAAAGCCGUUCACAUGUACAGAGUGUGGGAAAAGUUUUAUACAUAAGAGUCAUCUGAAUAGACAUGAAAGGAGUCACACAGGGGAAAAGACUUUCACAUGUACAGAGUGUGGUAACAGUUUUAUAAAAAAAGAGUCAUCUGAAAAGUCAUGAAAGGAGUCACAAGGGAAGAAACCUUUAACAUGUUUAGAAAGUGGAAAAAAGUUUUUUUUUUUUAUUAAAGUCAGGUAUCACAAAAUGCCAAAUAUUUACACACAAAUAAACUUUAUAUACACAGUGUACAACCUCUUUAUAAUUAUCUUAAAGAGGACAAACUCUCUAAAUAGAAGCAUCAAAAAGGAUCUUAUUGUAAAUAAUACUUUCUAAUCCCAGUUAUAAAAGCCUCAGUUUGGAAAUGCUCUCCUGCUGUCCUUUGUUCCUCUAUAUAUGUGCACCUCAGUUUCUCUCAUAUCAAUGGGAUGGAAUCCAAACACCAUACAUUUUACACAUAUGAGUAAUCUGAAAACUCAUGAAAGGAUUCACACAGGAGAAAAGCCUUUCACAUGUACAGAGUGUGGAAAAAGUUUUACAAAAAUAAGUAAUCUGAAAACUCAUGAAAGGAGUCACAAGGGAAGAAACUUUCACAUGUUUAGAAAGUGGAAAAAAUGUUUUUUUAUUAAAGUCAGGUAUCACAAAAUGCCAAAUAUUUACACACAAAUAAACUUUAUAUACACAGUGUACAAACCUCUUUACAAUUAUCCUAAAUAGGGCAAAAAUCCCAGUUACAAAAUCUCCAUAUUGGAAGAGCUCUCUUGCUGUCCUUUGUUCCUCUAUAUAUGUGCGCCGCAGUUUCUCUCAUAUCAAUGUGAUAGAAUCCAAACACCACACAGGAAUAUACAACUCUGACCUCAUAUUGACCAGUUUACACAACCAUUCACCACCAAAGCACCCCCAGUGUUGUGUAUUAAUAUGCCAGUGUUAGGAGUUGUACGUUUGUUUUACACAGGGGAGGAAAUAAAUAAUUUACAGAAUAAAGGAGUCUUUAUAUGAAUAGAGUGUUAGAGAAUUAUAUAAACAAGAACAUCAGUCUCAAAUGAUUGACAUCUGGGAGAUAUAUUUAAUGUGCACAUCAUGUGGAUAAACCUUUUCUUAUAGCAAUAGAUGCUUAGCAUUGUACAUGUUAUAUACCAGAGGAAUUACUGAGAGGGAACUGAUUUUAUUUAAUUAGACACAAUAUCAGUAACUGGUACAUUUGUGAUCAUAAUCAGUUUAAUUUAAAUGGCUACUAUAACCUACAUGUAUACUGGAUAUGUAAUAUGUGUGUCGUGAUCAUAAUCAGUUUAAUUUAAAUGGCCACUAUAACCUACAUGUAUACUGGGUAUGUAAUAUGUAUGUCAUGUGAUCAUAAUCAGUUUAAUUUAAAUGGCUACUAUAACCUACAUGUAUACUGGGUAUGCAAUAUGUGUGUCAUGUGAUCAUAAUCAGUUUAAUUUAAAUGGCUACUAUAACCUACAUGUAUACUGGGUAUGUAAUAUGUGUGUCAUAUGAUCAUAAUCAGUUUAAUUUAAAUGGCUACUAUAACCUACAUGUAUACUGGGUAUGUAAUAUGUGUGUCAUGUGAUCAUAAUCAGUUUAAUUUAAAAGGCUACUAUAACCUACAUGUAUACUGGGUAUGUAAUAUGUGUGUCAUGUUCUGUAACUUGAUAUUAUGUCUGUUAGAUGUUUUCAUGUUAGUUAGAAGCCACAAGAACUGAUAAUAGCACAUACUGUAUAUAUAAAGGGAACAUUAUAUGUCUGAUAAAUCCCUUUGUAUCAAGAGCACAAGUGUUAGGUAUAUUUAUACCAUUGUGGGCAUAUAUCAUGUAAUGCUGCUGUUACAAACUGCUGUUUGUAACUGGCCCUUUAAAUGAAAAAUUGCCCUGCUUCCCUGGAUUUUGGAGAAGCCUAUUUGCCAGUCUCCUUCCACAUGACUAUGGCCCCUGGAAGAUUGUGCCCCUGAGGACAUAUUGACUUUUGUUGGGUGUGUGUGGCCCUUUAAGAACCAUCUGGGGACAUAUUGUGACUUUGAUAGACAAUGCCCCUUUAAGACUAUGUCCCCAGACCUGUGAAAUGACUUGUCCCUGGCUUUCUCCCACUUGGUUCAGUUUCAUUGUGUGCCAUUAAGAGUUAAAUUUUGUUCAGCUUCAAGAAACCUAUUCUAAAUACAAGUCUGCUGGGAUCAGCUCUAAUUAGGUUUAGUGACUUUCCCAUUGUCUAAUCAGACUAGUAUUGAUAAGGUGGACUGCAUUGUUUUCUUGUGUGUAAUGUUAUCUGCUGUUGUGGCCUGUCAAAGGGAGUGUCUCUAUCUAAUAUCAAAUGUGUGAUGGGGGAUUUUAUGCCUCCCCCUGAGAGUGUCCUGUUUGCAUGUAACCUCAAUAAAAGCAGGCUGUGUGCUCCAGCACAGCAGACCUAUGUUGACCCUCUAACUUGAAGCUUUGACUCAUGUUUGUAGGAUUCAGCUAAUAUCACUACAGGGAUUGCUGACUAUGGUGCUGAUGAUUCUUUGGUGAGCGCUAGGAGCAUCCUUUUCUACGGUCCAACUUCCAGCCAGCCUGGAGGCAACCGUAACAUUUGGCGGCAGCGGUGGGAUUGGCGUCCUAGCGCAAGGAGCAGCACCACAACAGCACUGGUAUUGUAGGAAAGUUAUUAAGGGCAACGCUAGCCACUGCGCAGCGUCCCUACCUACAGCAGCAUGGAGCUGACAAGACACUAUUCAGAACCCUGUGAAGAGCACCUCAACCUGAUCCGUCGCUAUGAGGGCGCGGAUUUCGUUCCAGAGGUAAAGAGGCGGCUAGUCCGAUAUGGUCCAGACCCUGCACAGGAGGUAGUCAGUCGCAUCAUCCGGGAAUUGGAUACGGAGAACAAAGCGGCACGAGCCUUUGAGCGCCAACUGUGGAGUUUGAGGGUCUGGACACCUGGUCUCCAGCGAAAAAGUGAGUCACAGGGAGCGGAGAGCAACGACCUCCCUUCCCAGCGGCAGCCAGAGUUACAGGGAGAGGAGAGCAGCGACCUCCCUCCCCAGCGGCAGUAUACCGUGCAGAGGGAAGAGACAACCAGUCCCCUUCCCCAGCCAGAGAUACCAGAGGCAGCAGGCCUCAUAGACUGGUCCUGGGAGGACCCCCAGCAGGCAGGUGGAGAUGGGACCGCAGUCUCUCUACCGGCCCUACAGGGAUGCUGGGCAGGCGGCCCAGAUCCCCAGCGACAGACCCAGCUACAGGGAGGGGAGAGCAUCGACCUCCCUCCCCAGCCGGAGUGUGCCUUCCAGGGAGAGGAGACAACCGGUCUCUCUCCCCAGCCGCAGCAUGUUCCACAGGAAGCGGAGAGCAUCGACCUCCCUUCCCAACGGCCACCGGAGUAUCAGGAGGAGGAGGUAAGCCAAUCUCCCCCUCCCCAGCUAACCCCUAACUUGGGCCCAGGGUUAACAGUGGAGAUGUUGGCCCCCACUGACCCCCAUGUUCCCUUUGCCACCGGGCAGGACUGUGCCCCAAUUCCCCCAGCAGAAGAGCUGGCAUCAGGACAGAGCGCUGCUGGCCUCUGCCCUACAGACCUUGUCCUUGUUACAGAACUGGCCUGCAAACCCCUCACCCCAGCAGAAGCGCUGGCACCAGGGCAGAGUGCCGCUGGCCUCUGCCCCCCAAGUACCAUCAGCUAUUUGCCAAGCUGCGCCAGGAAGGCCGAGGAUGCUGCACUUUCAUCCUGCAACCUGGAACUUACAGGCCAGUACUACGUAUUGUGGGGGGGCUACUUUGCUGCUAGCGAUUAUUUGUGGGUGGGUUGCGAGACUAACUUGGGCACUGACCGGCAGAAGGUCAGGUGCCUGGUUAGUCUCCCUCCAAAAGGGGAGAUAUGUUACAAACUGCUGUUUGUAACUGGCCCUUUAAAUGAAAAAUUGCCCUGCUUCCCUGGAUUUUGGAGAAGCCUAUUUGCCAGCCUCCUUCCACAUGACUAUGGCCCCUGGAAGAUUGUGCCCCUGAGGACAUAUUGACUUUUGUUGGGUGUGUGUGGCCCUUUAAGAACCAUCUGGGGACAUAUUGUGACUUUGAUAGACAAUGCCCCUUUAAGACUAUGUCCCCAGACCUGUGAAAUGACUUGUCCCUGGCUUUCUCCCACUUGGUUCAGUUUCAUUGUGUGCCAUUAAGAGUUAAAUUUUGUUCAGCUUCAAGAAACCUAUUCUAAAUACAAGUCUGCUGGGAUCAGCUCUAAUUAGGUUUAGUGACUUUCCCAUUGUCUAAUCAGACUAGUAUUGAUAAGGUGGACUGCAUUGUUUUCUUGUGUGUAAUGUUAUCUGCUGUUGUGGCCUGUCAAAGGGAGUGUCUCUAUCUAAUAUCAAAUGUGUGAUGGGGGAUUUUAUGCCUCCCCCUGAGAGUGUCCUGUUUGCAUGUAACCUCAAUAAAAGCAGGCUGUGUGCUCCAGCACAGCAGACCUAUGUUGACCCUCUAACUUGAAGCUUUGACUCAUGUUUGUAGGAUUCAGCUAAUAUCACUACAGGGAUUGCUGACUAUGGUGCUGAUGAUUCUUUGGUGAGCGCUAGGAGCAUCCUUUUCUACGGUCCAACUUCCAGCCAGCCUGGAGGCAACCGUAACAGCUGCUGUUUACUAUAUAAUGAUAUACAAUGUUUUUUUAUGCAAAUAAAAAGUGAUUGUAAUCCAGA